AGAUAUGCCGUUUCUCAACUUUUUGCAGGGGCGAUUUUGAUGGAACGGUCCUCCGCUAUUCUUCUAAACUGCGUCGAGCCGUAUGGUCGUUUAAAGAGUACCGAUUCACACUUUGAACGAAGACUCGCAACAUCAAUUCAUCUUUCAUCUUAUCCAGAAAAGGAAAGCAAGUAUGGCUGGAUCACUAUAAUUCAAGCGCUGGAAGAGCAUUCUACCAAGUUGAAAAUUGGAACUACAACAUUCAAUUUACUACAGAAACCUAAC
Messenger RNA from Mucor mucedo, 264 nucleotides. RefSeq lists its product as uncharacterized. The record is from RefSeq and is a predicted model, not a curated record. NCBI's taxonomy places the organism in Eukaryota, Fungi, Mucoromycota, Mucoromycetes, Mucorales, Mucoraceae. The annotation marks the transcript as partial. The transcript has a single exon.